CAUCAUCACCUCACAUCUAACUGAAAGGUAAGACACCUGCUGCACUGCUUUUCAUUCAGUGGAGCCCAUGGCUGUGCUCUCCCUCUGUGUGUUUAUUGGUGUUUUUUUCUUCUCCACACAGAACGAUCAGUUGAUCAUCACCAUGAAGACUGUCCUGGUCCUCUCCAUACUUUUCUGUGCUUCAUUUGCAGCUCCGGGUGAAGACAAAGGGAAGGCUCCAGAAGUAUUUGCACCAGAAGAUUCUGUCCCUGCUCCCAGAAAUGCUCGUUUUAACUUGUGUCCAAAUGGCUGGUACAGCCAUGAAUCUCGCUGCUUCCUGUACAGCCAGACCGCCAUGACAUGGCACAGAGCUGAGGAGUACUGCAACAGCCUGGGUGCCAACCUGGCCUCGGUUACCAACCCCAGAGAGUACAGCUUCCUCCAGCAGAUAACACAGAAUGCCCGUCAGAGCAGCAUAUGGCUGGGAGGCUUCCAGCUGCAGGGCCAGUGGAUGUGGAUUGACCGUGAGGGUUUCUAUUACACCAACUGGUAUGGCCAGUCCAGCUCCAGCAGCCACCCCUGUGUCUUCUUACGCAGCAGCAAUGGUUGGGGUAACACCGCAUGUGGCACUUCUUAUACCUUUUUCUGCUCAAAAAGCCCUUUCAGAUGUUAA
Molecule: messenger RNA, 652 nt
Organism: Centropristis striata (black sea bass)
Lineage: Eukaryota; Metazoa; Chordata; Actinopteri; Perciformes; Serranidae
Product: ladderlectin-like
Exons: 7
Coding region: 68-652 (194 amino acids)
Molecular function (GO): signaling receptor activity
Source: RefSeq, a predicted model, not a curated record